Molecule: messenger RNA, 2745 nt
Organism: Trypanosoma theileri
Lineage: Eukaryota; Euglenozoa; Kinetoplastea; Trypanosomatida; Trypanosomatidae
Exons: 1
Coding region: 1-2745 (914 amino acids)
Source: RefSeq, a predicted model, not a curated record
AUGGAUUAUAAGAAAAAAGUAGAUGAACUUACACAUUUGUGUGACCAGUUGAAGGAACAACUUGCUACAAAAGAACUUAAUGAGUAUGAACAAGAAUCGCUUAUCAGGGAUUUGAAGAGUCAACUAAAGGAGAUGGACGAUGUUGAAGAAAAACUCACCCUGGCUAAUCGAAAUGCAAGACUCCUUGAGGAAGAAAACAACGAUCUUCUUAUGCAACUAAAAUCAGGGGAAUUGGGAACUGGAAACUCCUCGGCCAUUCGACCAGAAGCAAUGAAGCUAAUAGAGGAAAACCACCGAUAUCAGAAUGAUAAUCAGGAACUUCGUGCAUCACUUAUUAAGGCAAAUCAACGUGAACAACAACUUGAUCAGAAAUGUAAGGCUCUCCUUGAAUUACAAGAAAAAAAUGAAACUCAAUUGUCACUUUUAAAGAAACGAAAUGGUGAAAUUGAGGAGCGAUUGCGUGAAGAGCAAAAUCAAUUUUCACUUGCUAAAGAAAGCUGGGAAAAUGAAAAGGCGCGAUAUUCGCAAGAUUAUGAAGACUUACUUGCUUCAGUACAACGUCUUGAUGGAGCUACACAACAACGAGAAACUCGUGAAAUUAAGGAUCGUGGAAAUGAAAGAAAUCUUCAGGAAGAACUUCUUAAAGAAGAUAUUGCUGAACUUGAGAAUAAAUUGCGUCUUUCAGAGGAACGUUUUCGAGCAAAAGAACGAGAAUGGAAAGAAAUUGAAACAUCACUUCAAAAUGAAAUAGAUUCACUCAAGGUAAAAGAUCAAGAUGGUAAAGAUGUAUAUCGUGUAUUUCAAGAUCAAUUGGACUCUUUUAAACAAGAAGUAACAGCUUUUCGAGGGGAACGACGACCAAGUCGUGCAAUUUUGACUCUUCCUAUGGAAGAAUUAAUAGCAGACGACGUUGAAGAUGAUAUGAAUGAAGUUGAAGCAGAUUUAAAGUCAAAGGAAGGAAAAAUUGAAGCACUUGAAACAAUGAAUCGAAAUUUGAACAAGAAAUAUAUGGAUUCCACUAAUGAAAAUGAGAGACUACAAGAAGAAAUUGAGCAUUUACAAGAGAUAAAUUCUCAUCUUGAGGAGCGAGCAAAUGAACUUGAGGUUCGCGUUAAAGAACUUGAAGUGCUAUUAGUUUCUGCACCAAAAGGAUCUGUUCCUCCUAAAAUUGUUAAGUUGGAAAGAGAAAAAAAUAAUGAAUUUCUUGAUGAUGAAGAAAAAAAAAUGAUUUUAGAAGAAAAUAAGGAAUUACGUUCUAUUUUAUUGAAGUAUGAGGAAGAGAUUUCGCAGUUAAAAGCUGGACAUGAACAACAGCUCGCUGCUUAUAAUAUUCGCCAAAAUGAGCAACAAGGACAAAUUGCUGAACUUCUUCGACAAAAUGAUAUUAUGAAACAGCUUGCAUCUGCACGUAAUUCCGGAAAAGUUUCAAAUACUGAGCGUCCACAAGAACGACAUGAAAUGUUGUGGAAAGAAAAUGAAAAGAAUUUAAGAAACAAGGGUAACUUUGAUUCUGUUAUUGUUGUUGAUAAAUUAUCAAAAGAUAAGAUGGAUUGUGUCGAAGAUAUUAUGAAACUUCUUGAAGCUGCAUGGGCAAAUGAAGAAGAGUUUAAAAGACAACUACAGAAAGCUUCUUUUCAACAAUUUCCAGAUAAUCAAUCAAUUGUUGGGAAUGGUGAUCAAAGUGCCAAAGACGAUGAACAACGUCAAAGAGACUUGUAUCGUUAUCAAUCUGAAAUAGAUCGACUGAAUGAUCAAAUUGAUUUUUUGCAACAAGAUAAUAAGUCCAAGGAAAAUAAAAUUCAAGGUCUUCAAGAUCGUUUGAAUCUUUUGGAAGAACGUCUAAAAGAUGCAGAACGAAAUAUGGGAAGAGAACAAGAAAAUCCUAAAGAAAGCGAUAUGGAAAAACGAGUGAAAAUGCUUGAAUCUGCAGUUGCACAAAAAGAAGCCGAUAUUAAUGGUCUUUCAAAAUCAAAGGAUAAAAAACUUCAAGAUUUGAAUGAUCAACUGGCUAAUUUGAGGAACGCAAAUGAUGGGUUAUGGAAACAACUUCUUGCACUUCAAGAUGAAAAACAAGAAUCUCAAAAACGUCCAUCAAGUGGUCGUUCUCCAAGAACUCCACGAGGCAGUGUUAACCGUCGUUCUAUGGAACAUUUGGUUUUUUCUCAACCGUCUACUCAAAUGUCUGAAGAAAGAAGAAGGACUGUAGUUGCUGACGGAGCCCAUCUUGCUGUCACUAUUGUGGAACUUUCAGAUGUUAUGAGAAAUGGAAAACCUAUUACUGAACCUGGAUAUAUUAUUAUAAAAGUCAAAUCAGUAAAAGAAAAAUAUAAGACAUCUGUUAAAGAGUUGGCAUCUGUAAUACGAUUUGAUGAGACCUUUGUCUUUUACCUUGCUCAACCUGAUCAGGAUGUGAUUACUCUUCAUGUUUUUUACAGAGCGAAGAGUAGUUCACGUGAAUAUCAUAUUGGGGAUGCAUCUUUUGCGAUGGCUACAUUACAUCGUGGAGUCCCUCGGCAACGUAUCGCUAUCGUUGCUCAAAAUCCUGGCACAAAGGAUGCACAAAGAGCAGCUCAAGUUGAAGUUAUUAUGCAGAGUGACGAUUUCGGUAAGCUUACAGUUCCGACUGAAGCAGAAAUUGAGGAUGAAAAGUUGCGCUUUUGUGAACUUUUAAGGAGAGUUGAGGUAACUGCUCCAGAGAAUCUUCAUUGUGUUGAUGUUCUGAUGGCUACUAAUGCUGGACAAUAG